AUGGCCAAGCUGGGAACAACAUUAACACCAUCUGAAGAAGACAUAAAGGCCACUGAGAAGUUUGUUUGCGAACUCUAUGUUCCAAAUACAUCGCUUACCACCGUGAAAGAACUUCGAUGGUUGUUAUUUCGUAAGAAGCAAGCACAGUCAGAAAGACUGCCACCAACCCGAGGUGCUCUUCUUCAAGCUGUUCUACGAGCCCACUAUCAAGCUAUUGUUUGGGACAACGAUGUUGUGGCAAACCCUGACAUUCCGUCUCCUGAAAACUAUGGGUGGGAGAAAAGUGACAACAGAUGGUUUCCAGUAAUGACAAGGCUGCUUCCAGCACCAGAGGCCAUAAUUCAGCUAGUCAAAUGCGGAUGCACCAAGCAGUGCGCAAGCAACCGAUGCCAGUGCCGCAGAAAUGGAUUGCCAUGCACAGACCUUUGCUCUUGCUGUGAUGAAGAGGAUGAACCCUGCCAGAAUGUUUUCAAUGAUGUGGUAGAUGACGAUGAAGAAUGUGAUGACGAAUAG
Messenger RNA from Pocillopora meandrina, 513 nucleotides. Lineage: Eukaryota; Metazoa; Cnidaria; Anthozoa; Scleractinia; Pocilloporidae. The record is from the annotation of a GenBank genome assembly.